Messenger RNA from Toxotes jaculatrix (banded archerfish), 1663 nucleotides. RefSeq names its product stromal cell-derived factor 2 (gene sdf2). The coding region runs from base 43 to 723 and encodes 226 amino acids. The transcript is spliced from 3 exons. NCBI's taxonomy places the organism in Eukaryota, Metazoa, Chordata, Actinopteri, Toxotidae. The record is from RefSeq and is a predicted model, not a curated record.
UCUCCCGAGAGGCUGGUGUCGGCGGUCUGGGUCUUAGUAGGAAUGGGUACAUUAAACUGUGGUUUUCUUCCACGCUUUCUACCAACGCUUUUAUUAUUGUUAUCCUGUAUAUUUGUCCUGUCACGCGGUACGGAACUGAGUUUUGUGACAUGCGGAUCAGUCAUUAAACUGUUAAAUCUGAAGCACAAUGUGAGACUACACUCGCACGACGUACGCUACGGAUCCGGUAGCGGACAGCAGUCUGUAACAGGGGUUACUGCAGUGGAAGACAGUAACAGCUACUGGAGUGUUCGUGGAACGAGCGACGCCUUCUGCCAUCGGGGUACCCCAGUAAAGUGUGGGCAGACCAUCCGCCUCACCCAUGUCAACACCGGCCGAAACCUGCAUAGUCACUACUUUGCCUCCCCACUGUCCUCUAACCAGGAGGUGAGUGCUUUUGGCGAGGAAGGGGAAGGGGAUCACCUGGAUGAGUGGACAGUUCAGUGUGGGGGAUCUGUGUGGAAACGCGAGGAAGCCGUCCGCUUCCGUCACAAAGCCACUGACGCAUUGCUGUCAGUGACAGGGGAGCAAUAUGGACGGCCGAUCCACGGUCAGAGGGAAGUUCACGCCAUGCCAAGCCCCAGCCAGCACAGCCUGUGGAAGGCCAUGGAGGGCAUUUUCAUGAGCCCCAGCGAGAGCCCAGCGGGUAGCCGAGACUACAGGCACUCACACACAGAGUUCUGAAAUUUUCUUCCCUGCUUCUGUCUCUUCUCAUUUUCCUCCCUGUCUACCUCUGUAUUCCUACCUCUGUCUCUAAUUACAUCUGUACCAGCAGCCUCCAAAUGCAUCUCUGUCCCCCGUUCUCUUUUGUCUCAUUUUUCUCUCUCAUGAACCUUUGACUGUCGUCUCUUGAAGAGACUGUAACAAAGUCUGUCGUGGAUCAGGGUGCAGUGUUUUACAAUAAAUGUCCACAUACAAAAUAUCUAUGGAGAUUAAUUUGGAAACACUAUUGAAUCUUCAGAGAUCCAGCAGCUACACUCAGAGAGCUAACAUAACAACACUACAAUUUGCCUUAACAGGUACAAGAAGACAUAAAGGUAAAAAUACAGACAUAAAGGUUUUACUGCCUCCAAGUCGAGGUUUUCCUAUCAGCUGUUAUUUAUUGUUAAAUAACUACCAUCAGCAAUCAUCCUACAGUACAGAGGGCAGUGCAGAUUUUGUUUUGCAGAGCAGCACAUUUAAAUAAUAAAAUGAGUGUUGUGUUUCGUUGGACUGAAAAAAACAUUGUUACACUUGUGCCUUUAUGGGUUUUUUUUUUAAUGUUGUAGGUGUUUACAUUGUGGAGCCUUUUAAACUUUUGGAAACGAGCAUUUUACUUUGUUUUUAUGGUAUUUGUAAGCCAUGUUCUACUCAAACAACGAUAAACAGUGUUACUAUGGAAAAUUGCUUAUUUUCACUUUAAGGCCGAUUCAGUGUAGCAUAUAAAUUAUCCCGCAAUAACUGACACGAGAGAAUAAGCGGUUUAUUGUUUAUUGUCAUUGUCUGAUCAGUGCUGGGAGAAAGUGUUUUUAUGUUCAUGCUGUCUGUGCAUGCAUUUGUUUAAAAUCAACUCUUUGUUUCAGAGGUUCAUAUGAACAACAAACCUGCAAUGAAUACCUCAUAUUAAAGAGAUUUUUUUUAUGCA